Penaeus monodon (black tiger shrimp) is the source of this 1359-nucleotide messenger RNA. RefSeq lists its product as uncharacterized. The record is from RefSeq and is a predicted model, not a curated record. Gene Ontology annotation, biological process: synapse organization. Bases 1 to 1215 code for a protein of 404 amino acids. Gene Ontology annotation, cellular component: neuron projection membrane. Lineage: Eukaryota; Metazoa; Arthropoda; Malacostraca; Decapoda; Penaeidae. The transcript has 9 exons.
AUGAACCCCGAGUGGGAAAAAGCACAGCCCCCUGGGAAACCCCUCAAACCCCUGCCCUUUACCUGGGGGACGUUGAAGGGACACUUUACCCCCCGGGCCCGGGCCCACCCUGGGGUUCGACAGGCCCCCGCCCACCAAUGUCACGCCAUUACGGGCAAAAGCCGCCCUUUCUUUUCACGCCCCGUGCACAACCUGGGCAACAAGAGUAAUAUAGAAAUAGACAAAGCACAUGGCCCUUCUCCCUCUCGCUCCCACACCCGCUUUGGCACAAUACAAGCACCCAUGAUUCCACGAAAUCUGACCAUCUUGAGAGUGAACUGGAUAAAAAUGCACUGUAGUUUCGUCAUGAACUUGAGAGACGUCAGAGCCAUCGAGGUCUGGGUAAAUCUUGUGACAAUCUGCAAAAGCGACGGACACACAAACUCACUUAUGAGCGCACGUCAACACACUCUUAUUUUCACAAGAUCAGACCUUAUUCUCUACAACCCAAAGCCUCAUCAGAAGCAUCACAAGGGAGUUUGUAGUGUGUCUAAAUCACGACCUGCCUCUCCGCCGCAGGUUUCGUGGAUCAGACAGCGGGACAUCCACAUCCUGACGGUGGGUCGCUACACCUACACGACCGACGAGCGUUACGAGGUCAUCCACUCCCAAGGCUCCAAAGACUGGAUCCUCAAGAUUAAGUACGCGCAGUCAAGGGACUCGGGCAACUACGAGUGUCAAGUGUCCACCAAGCCUGUCAAAUCCUACACCGUCCACCUCCACGUCUUCGCUCCCAAAGUAGAGAUCAUUGGGUCGCCGGAUAUGCACGUUGACACGGGUUCGACCAUCAAUCUGACCUGUGUCAUUGCUCAUAGCCCGGAGCCUCCGUCAUAUAUCUUCUGGUAUCACAACGACCAGGUGGUGAACUACGAGUCCCCGAGGGGCAGCGUCUCUGUGCUCAAGGAGGAGGACAACGUUUCCCGCAGCUCUGAAGCCCAACCAUCAGAUACAGGAAAUUACACUUGUUCACCGUCCAACGCUGAUGGUACUUCGCUUCGUGUGCAUGUGUUCAGUGGUGACCCCCCCGCAGCCAUGCAGACCAACGGAGGUGUGGCUCUUUUAGCCCCGCCCUUCGGCCACGCCUUUUAUACCUGCCUCGUAGGGGGACUUUUCCUGACACUGCUGACGGAGGACCUACUGCUGCCGGGGACCUUCAGGGGCGGCGGGGUGGCCUAGGACACGAGGCCCGCCCCUGACGACAUCAGCCUUCUCCCGUCACUUACUCGUCGGAGUGUAUGAACUGCAAUCUGUACAAACUCCACAUUACGUGCACUCUGAUGAGAUUCCCCUAGGCAGUGUCCCGUGCAAGGUCUGACUGCG